UUCCUUAUCAUCUUGUACCUCACCCCUCGAGCGCGAGGUUGCGGGCUUUGAAAAUUGUUUUACGGUCUCUUCAUAGCAUCUGAAAUACCUUCGUCCUCGUCUUUUUUUCUCUGUCAACGGCGAUUUCUUUGUUGUAUGCCGACAACGUCAAUCUUGAAAUACUGAGGCGCGCGGCGCUUUUUCGCCCCGAAUUUUUUUUUUCCUUUUUUAACUCUUAAUCGCCCAAACAACUCAUCCAUCUACUCUCGCUCCUCCUCCAAACGCUCACCUCGCUUCAGAUUCAUAAUCUAUAAGCAACAUGAAGAACGGCAAGGGUUCUCGAGGUCGCUCGAGUGGUACGGAUCGCGGGGGAAUUCGAAAGCGGGGUGCUCCUACCCGGACCGAUCGAGAUGGUGAUAUGGAUAUGGAUGGAGGUGGUCGCGGCCGUGGUGGAAAGAGAGGCAAAAGCGACUCUGGUCGCCCGACACCUGCUGGAAGACGCCAACCCAACCCGGACAGGACCAUGAAUGCGAUCCAAAAGGCGAUCACUGGUUCGGACUCUCAGGCCAACAUUCGACAAGGCGGUCGAGGCGCUGGUCUGGAACAAGUCUGCAUUCGGGGCUGGAAACAGAGCAAGGCAGCAUCCAACCGUGAUGGCGGUAUCGAAAGCCUGAUCACUUUCCUGGAGAAAAAACUCAGCCCACCCGACUCGAAAUCUGGCCCGCGCGCAAGAAUAACAAAGUCGCGCGUUGAAGGCGAUUCUUUUAUAGCAUCUAUCCGGCCAGAGUUGCUGGAAAGAAUGCUUCAAAUCAAUGGUUAUAGCUUCGCGGGUGCUCCUCUCACGAUCGAAGCGUACGGCAAAUCCGCGAAUGGGAUGACAGACCAGCCCAUGAUCUCGGAAAUCGCGCAAAAUGGCGGCACGCCAUCUACCGCAGAUACAAAGUCCAAGAUGACUACGAUUUUGACCAAGCGUUACUACGAGCAGACGAAACUGCUCGAUCUGUCGAAGCUUGGAACCGAUCCAGAUCUACUGUCGAUGGGAAUCUUCAACAGCACAUCCACCGAAUCGAAAUUUUUCCCGGCACUCAUGAAAGUCUGGGAGAUGAAUUUCAACAGUUCUGCGACAAGGCGAGAGGCUGUUGAGAGUGUCAGUCUCGCGGACAAUCAGCUUGCAAACAUCACGGUGGUUACGACACUUGCCCAAACGAUCCCUGACCUGAAGAAUCUGGACCUUUCAAACAACAACUUCAAGGAUGCCCAGGCUUUGAUUGGGUGGCGGUGGAAGUUUCGAAACCUGGAAUUUCUCGAUUUGACGGGCAACGAUUUCAGUGCCGACCCAGCCUUCAAAGACACUAUGCUCAAGUGGUAUCCGAAAUUGAGAGUUUUGAAUAAUGUCGAAGUCCGGACGGAGGAGGAAUUGGCCGCGCAGAAAAAGACGCCGAUCCCUGUUCAAGCACCAUACUUCCACGACGAAUCUCAAAUCGCGGAAAAUUUUGUUAGGGCCUUCUUCGCAGGCUAUGACACCAACCGUGACGAUCUUUUGAACGGCGUCUACGACACUCAUUCCACAUUUACGCUUAACGUUAACACAACAGCCCCCAGAGCCCAACAAACUGAGACUGCGGGCUGGGAUGCUUACAUCAAAAAGAGCAGAAACCUGCUCAAGAUCAGCCACCUACCAGCCCGUAUGUCUCGUUCAUAUGUUGGUGCAGAGAAGAUUCGGGAGCUAUGGAAUACACUCCCCAAGACACAGCAUCCAGACAUGGCGGCACAUCCCGAGCAAUGGCUCAUCGAAUGCCACCCAAUGCCGGGACUGCCUGACCCAUCUGGACAGAGCGGAACUGGUGUUGGCGGACUUCUCAUCAUGGUGCAUGGAAAAUUUGAUGAGAUGAUUUCUGGGAAGAUCGAAACACGAAGCUUCGACAGAACCUUCAUUCUAGGACCCGGUGGUGGAGCUGGAGGCAUUAGGGUUAUCAGCGACAUCCUUUGUCUGCGAGCGUUCGGAGGAAAUGAAGCAUGGGCCCCGGAAACUCAGCCUGUUCCGCCAGUCCAGGCACCUCAACCAGUUGCUCAACCAGUUGCUCAGCCGGUUGCUCCACCCGCAGCCCCAGAAGGCUAUGGUGUGCCAACCCCUGGGAAACCAGAGGCACAGGUUCAGCAGGAGCAGAUGGUCAUGCAAAUGAGCGCCAAGACGAAUAUGACUCUACAAUAUUCUGAGAUGGCGCUGUCAGGCAAUGGCUGGAAUAUCGAGGUUGCCUUGAAGAACUUUGGGGAAUUAAAGGCGCAAGGAACUCUACCACCAGAUGCUUUCCUUCCUGGAACGGUUUAACAAGCCGUUCUUUUCCCAUUUACCAUCUCGUCUCAUAGCCCCAGCGGAGGGGAGGCGGUGGUGUUUUCGAAGAAAGAAGUUCGAUUUAUCUAGUGCGGUUUGCUAUUGCAUUGCUUGGGCGAAUGGCUGUUACUUUGUUUCUACUGUUGGGCAUUCUUGUUCUAUUUUUUAACACCCAAAUUUCUUUUUUUUAAGCAUCUUACAGACGGAAUUAUCAUGGUCAUGUCAUUAUAGAGGGAUACAAAUAUACCAAAGGCAAUAAAUUCUUCCAAAGAACUCAAUCAUAUUUAUGCGGC
Aspergillus wentii DTO 134E9 is the source of this 2604-nucleotide messenger RNA. RefSeq names its product mRNA export factor mexA. Gene Ontology annotation, cellular component: nucleus. Lineage: Eukaryota; Fungi; Ascomycota; Eurotiomycetes; Eurotiales; Aspergillaceae. Bases 299 to 2308 code for a protein of 669 amino acids. The record is from RefSeq and is a predicted model, not a curated record. Gene Ontology annotation, biological process: poly(A)+ mRNA export from nucleus. The transcript has 3 exons. Gene Ontology annotation, molecular function: protein binding; RNA binding.